AUGUACGAUAGUCCACCGCACAUGCCAAAGCUGCGGUACCAUUACCGAAACAGUGCCCUAAAAGGCCUAGGUCUGGCUUUAUCUGUUUCAUCUGUCGUCACUACUUUUGUCACCUAUUACAUGUAUCAGAGAAAGAUUGUCACUGCUCGGAAAUUCUACGAGACCUAUGACCCCGACUUGGAGUGGAAUCGGUUGCUGAAAUCAGGUAUUUUGAAAUCUGUGGACAAGGAUGGGAACUUUAUUGACUUGUUUGACUAA
Echinococcus granulosus is the source of this 258-nucleotide messenger RNA. RefSeq lists its product as hypothetical. The coding region runs from base 1 to 258 and encodes 85 amino acids. The transcript is spliced from 2 exons. Lineage: Eukaryota; Metazoa; Platyhelminthes; Cestoda; Cyclophyllidea; Taeniidae. The record is from RefSeq and is a predicted model, not a curated record.